Molecule: messenger RNA, 1827 nt
Organism: Adineta ricciae
Lineage: Eukaryota; Metazoa; Rotifera; Eurotatoria; Adinetida; Adinetidae
Source: the annotation of a GenBank genome assembly
AUGAGUGGUGCUCGGAAGAAACCAUUUAGUUCGAAGAAGAAAAAGGAACAAUUGAAAUUAAAAAGAGAAAAGAUUCGAGCGCAAGGCGAUAAAUGGGCGGAUUCGGAUGAAGACUCAGGAACUAUCGAUAUCAAUACAACACAAGGUUCCCGUCGGCGAAUAAAUGAACAACCUGUUCGAGACACGGCGACACACAAUCCAAAUCGAUACCGACUUCAUUUCCAACGUGAAUCACGUGAUGAAAUCGAACGACGGAAAAAAGUUGCACAAUUACCGAUUAAGAAACUUUCCGAAGAGUCGCUAGAAAUUCCUAUCGAACAAAUCUAUCGACCUGGCAGUGCGCUCGAUAUGCCUGUGCGACCACCAUGGACAUACGAAAUGACCAAGGAACAGUUAGAACAACAAGAACAGACUUAUUUCAAUGGCUAUCUGGAAAAGAUCUUUGCAAGUUUUGAGCCAGGCGAUCUGAGUUACUUUGAAAUGAAUUUAGAAACAUGGCGACAAUUAUGGCGAACAGUGGAGAUUUGUGAUAUUAUCCUAAUGAUUGUUGAUAUUCGUUUUGCUGUUCUUCAUUUUUCCCCAGCACUCUACGAUUAUGUCACACGUAUUCAUAACAAACAGCUGAUUGUCAUUCUGAAUAAAAUCGAUCUCGCACCACCAUCUGUUGUCGUUGCUGUAAAAGACUAUUUCUCAAAGAAGUUUCCCCAGUUACACAUUCUUACAUAUACAUCUUAUCCAAAAGAUCUAGCAACAACACGUGAAGAUUUUGAUAAUUAUCAAGUUAUGGCACGAAUCGUUCGUCGAAAAAAUUACUAUGCUAUUGGACCAUUAUCACUGUAUGAAUGUAUUUCAUCGAUAGCUGGCUCACGAAUCGAUCUGUCGUCAUGGAAAAAACAUAUUCAAGAAUGUAUGGAAGAUGAAACAAUCACUACUGAUCUUAAACAGGAACAAAUCGUCGAUGUUUCACCACUAACACAGACAAAGAAAACGAAUAGUUAUAUCACAUUAGGUUUCACAGGGUAUCCGAAUGUCGGUAAAUCUUCAAUUUUGAAUAGUAUUGUUGGUCAUAAAGUAGUCAGCGUAUCACGUACUCCGGGACAUACAAAACAUUUUCAAACGAUACAUUUAACACCUACUGUUCAUCUAUGCGAUUGUCCAGGUUUAGUUUUCCCUUCGUAUGUCGAACGGCCGUUACAAAUUUUAGCUGGAAUUUAUCCAAUAGCGCAAGUGCAAGAGCCAUAUACAGCUGUCGGAUAUCUUGCUCAAUGGUUACCACUGACGAAAAUUUUGAAACUAGAAAGAUUAGAACAGGAUACACCAAAUUACAGUGCAUUCGAUAUUUGUGAGGCAUGGGCUUUAAAACGUGGAUUUCUUACAGCCAAAGCAUCACGUCCUGAUGUCUACCGAGCUGCUAAUCAUAUUCUUCGGUUAGCACUCGACGGACGAAUCAAUUUAUGUCUUCGUCCGCCUGGUUUUACUGCUGAGAAAGAUCGAUAUAUAUCGGAUCCUCGAGCACUUGAACUUGAACAGCAGAUACAGUCGGCUGUUGAUAAACAAAAACGUCCUGAAAGUGAUAUAUCAGCUGGUGAUGAUAGUGAAGCAUUUCCCGCGAGUGAUGAUCAUCAGUUAGCAUCGUGUAGUGCGUCUACAAGCGACCAAGGACCUGAUAGAGUUGAAGAAUUCAACAGAUUCGAUGUUUUCAAUCGUGAUAACGAAGAUAGAGACACCAUAAAGUCAAUGAAGCAUGUUCGCCGACGAACACGACGAAAAUCGAGUAACAGCAAUCAACAUGAAAACGAUGAUAACGAAGAAGGAGAAGUGGAUUAG